Cornus florida is the source of this 918-nucleotide messenger RNA. RefSeq lists its product as uncharacterized. Bases 1 to 918 code for a protein of 305 amino acids. Lineage: Eukaryota; Viridiplantae; Streptophyta; Magnoliopsida; Cornales; Cornaceae. Gene Ontology annotation, molecular function: protein binding. The record is from RefSeq and is a predicted model, not a curated record. The transcript has 8 exons.
AUGCCCUGUUUCUUCUACUAUGAAGAAAUUUUCUCAUCCUUGGAAAGACGGCUCACCCAUGAAGACCAGGGUGAACGAUAUAUUGGCCAGUUUUUUAUGCUGAAUGAGGGUUUUACUCUUUUCCCUUUCUUUGAAAUAGGAGGGAACUCUGAAUCGAAAGGGAGUGGAGACUUACUAGAAGGGGAAGAGCAUAAAGUUGUGGGGACAUGCUGUGUCAAUAAGUGGGUCGGUUAUUUGUCGAAAUAUAGUUCGGACGAAUUCGAAGCAGGGGACUACAAAUGGAUAUUGUCUAUCUACCCAAAUGGUGAUGAGACGAGAGAUGGUCGAGACCAUAUUUCUGCCUCUUUGGCAUUGGCGGAUACAAGUACUCUGCCUAAUGGUUUUGAGAUCAAUGCCAUUUUCAAUAUUUUCGUAUACAAUCAGGUUAAGGACAAGUACUUUAGUAUCCCAGAAGGUAAGGUUUCCCGUUUCCGGGCAACAAAAACUGAAUGUGGCAUAGGCAGAUUUAUCACCAAGGAAGCUUUUACUGAUCCUUCAAAUGGAUACCUUAUCGACGACACCUGCUUGUCAGUGAUAAAAGAAGUUACCAACAAGCACACUUGGAAGAUUUCAUCUUUUUCAAGUUUAACCAAUGAAUAUUAUGAAUCACUGUCAUUCGUUGUUGGAGAUUACAAAUGGAGGAUUCGACUAUACCCUCGUGGAAUUGGUAUAAGCGAAGACAAUAGUGUUUCAGUAUUCAUGGCUUUGGAUGAUUCAACGCUUCCUCCUGAUACCAAAUUGUUUGUGAGAUACAUUCUGCGCAUAAUGAAUCAAAUUAAUGAAAAGCAUUACUCAGUACGAGCUGAUCAUCAAUUUAGUCGACGUACCUUUGUCAAUGACUUUGGGGUUUUCCGAAGGAUAUCUCAUUGGCUAAACUAA